Molecule: messenger RNA, 1358 nt
Organism: Tarenaya hassleriana
Lineage: Eukaryota; Viridiplantae; Streptophyta; Magnoliopsida; Brassicales; Cleomaceae
Exons: 2
Coding region: 273-1265 (330 amino acids)
Biological process (GO): defense response
Source: RefSeq, a predicted model, not a curated record
AUUAUAACAUGAUUAAACUAUUUUUAAUCAUAAAUUUCCAAUUAAUGUGUAUGGGAAUCUGUGAAGGAAAUAAAAAAAAGCGUCAUAGGGCAAAGAAUAGCUUUACAGUUCAGAGAUUACCCCACAAUACAUUUAUGACUCCGCCCUUAGAGAAGACAUCUUCUUCCUCAGCAUCAAAGUAAACCCUCCGUCUUCACGUUCACACUUUGUUUUUCAGACCACAAUCAUAAAGCUGCAACCUUUUGUCUUCACCGUCUCUCUCUCUCUCUUUAAUGGGGAAAAUGCUUGUGGAAGUCUGUUUGAUAUCGGCAAGAGGGCUCAGGAGAGGUCCCUCGCUGUUGAAGCACCAGUGGUAUGCAGUCGGUUGGUUCGAUCCAGACAACAAGUACUGUACCACCAUUGAUGUUUCAAGAACAGACAACCCUGUCUGGAGAACAAAGUUUUCUGCCUCUCUCGAUGAUUCCGGCGUUCAAGAUUCCACGGCGGCUUUGCAUGUCGAAGUUUACAGCAGAGAGCCCAUUUUCCUGAGGGAGAAGCUUCAAGGGACGGCGACGGUUGUGUUGAAGGAGUUUCUGGCUAAGUAUAGUAAUAAGCGGAGGAGUUCUAUGAGGUCUGAAGAAGAAGAAGUUGGGAGCUUUCAGUUGAGGAGGAAAAACUCCAACAAGCCUCAUGGGUUUGUCGAUGUAUCCAUCCGUAUAUCUGCAGAAAGAGAAGAGUUUCUUGGUUCAUUUACUGGAGAUGUUGGAGGAAUUGUGUUGAACACCAACAGCGACAGCCACCCUGAAAUCAAAUCAUUCACAGAAGGAGCUGCUGGUUCAGGAGAAAUCCACCUGAGUGGUCCAUCGAAGCCGCCGCCACUGGAUCCUGUCAUCCAUCCGAACAAUCGAUCAAACGCGUUUCCAGUUCCUCAAUAUUAUCGCCACCCACACCCACCAAUGCAAUACCCUCCAAGCAACAUGAAUCCACCAAUGCCUCGACCUGGUUACCCUCCUCCACCACCGCCUUCACACGCAGGAUACAUACCUACGUUCCUCCCAAGAUCGGAGAACUUCAUCGACAUGCCAUCAUCUUCGUCAUCAGGAAGACCAGCAGCAGCAGCAGGACCGGGAUAUGUUCGGCCAGGACCAGCGUUUGCUGCAGGAGUAGGAGCCGGGGCUUUAGCUGCGGGCGCAGUUAUCUUAGGAGACAACUUCAUGUCCGGUUUCGAUAUGCCUUCAACUUUACCUCACGCAAGUCUCACCAUUUCAGCCGAUCCUCCGUUUUGAAACAUUCCUGUUGAUACAUGGCAUGUGAAAUUUGUUGACCAUUGUAAAUUCAUCCUCUUUAGCCCGAAAAACAAGUCCCAGAUUCAAUCCGUC